Cheilinus undulatus (humphead wrasse) is the source of this 3548-nucleotide messenger RNA. Its product is annotated as thialysine N-epsilon-acetyltransferase-like. The transcript has 6 exons. Lineage: Eukaryota; Metazoa; Chordata; Actinopteri; Labriformes; Labridae. Gene Ontology annotation, molecular function: N-acetyltransferase activity. The record is from RefSeq and is a predicted model, not a curated record. Bases 114 to 623 code for a protein of 169 amino acids.
UCAGCCGUUGAUUGUAAGCACCGUUACGACCAUUCCUGUCUGGCUUGUCUUCCGGAUCUACCAGGGAGGAAACCGACUCACUGUGAGCCUCAAAAUCAUCAUAUCUACCCAACAUGGAGUUCUCCAUCCGAGCAGCCAACGUGGAGGACUGCAAGGACAUCGCGCGGAUGAUCAUGGAACUGGCUGAAUAUGAGAAAAUCUCACAACAUGUGAAAAUCACACAGAGAGACUUGGAGCAGGAUGGCUUCUCCAAGAACCCAUUCUUCCAUGGGAUCAUCGCUGAGGUACCAGAACAGCACAGAACCAAAGAUGGCCAUACAAAGAUAGGCUAUGCACUUUACUUCUACUCCUACAGCUCAUGGUCAGGCAGAGCCAUUUUCAUGGAGGACUUGUACGUGAUGCCGGAUUUCAGAGGGAAAGGCAUUGGUAAAGCACUGAUGAGCAAGGUAGCACAGCUCGGCUUGGCUGCCGGCUGUGGUCAGCUAAACUUCACCGUCCUGGACUGGAACAAAUCCUCUAUGGACUUUUACCUGAACCAGGGUUGCACCGAUGUUACGGCUGACAUGGGCUACCAUUACAUGAGCUGCAGAGGAGAAGCACUGGAGCACCUGGCCCAGCCUUAACCAGCACCAAGCUGAUGGCAACAAGACCUUGGCGAGUUUAAGGUCAACAUACACGAUACAGGGAUAGAGUGGCCCGUUCCAAAACCUAACUAUGACAAUCGUAUUAAAAUUUCACUCAAUGAAUAAAUGGGAUAAAAAGAUAAUUGACUGUUUUUUAAGCCCACUUGGACACCGACAUCUGUUGAGCUGUUAUUGAUUCUGCAUUAGAUAAUAAAAAGCAGCUGUUUUCCUAAACAGCUAGCUAGCAAGCUAGAUAGAUGGAUAGAUGUAAUAGGGAUAGAGGGAAAUUAUUUUAGAUUAAUUUAUGGUGUUUACAGCAGUUUUUGCUAUAGUAUAGUUGCUAUAGCUAAAAAGCAACUGUUUACUCAAUUUGGCUAACAAUAUUAUUUUAAAAAAUGAGUCCUAAAUUUUGCAGAGCUUUUAACAAAAGCAGAAUCAUCUUUUUUUGCUGUUUUUUAUAUUUGAAAUGACAAAUGGCUUAUUUUAUUAGCUUUGGUUGGCUAGCGCUGGCUAAUUAGCAGGCUAACUCUUUUAACUAGCAGAGACCUACUUUCCCUCUUAUGUCUUUUGUUUCUAGCUGGCUGAAACAGCAUAUAAAGAUGGUAGAAUAAAAGUAAAUUGUACACAUUAUGGCAACAUAGAUGCUUUAAAAUCAGGCUAAAGCUAGGCUAUGCUAGAAAAUACUGAAAAAGCACAAUGGGAUUUGUUUUUCUUUCAUUCUAGGCUGUGUAACCCCAGUAUUUCCCUCAGUGGGAAUAGACUAAUACAUGCAUACACUUGAGUAGUAAACAUAAGCUAGCAUGAAUAAUGUUAGCUACAUGGAGGGAAAAUCUUCUCCAAUUCAUCAAAAAAGCAGUAAUGCUAACAUUAGCCUUAACUCUGAUAUAGCACUUCAGCUAGUUCAUAUUUGACAGCUCUGUUUAGAUUAAAAUAACACAAAAUAAUGCAGCUAGCUUAUACAGAAUCUUAGCACUUUACUGUAUUUUUCAGUUUACUCUAUAGUAGCUAGCUUGGUUGGAAUGCUAAAAUGUGCGGCUAACUUCCCCCCAAUAAAAAUAAUGAUAAUGAUAAUAAUGUGACACCUCAACAUGACUGCUACCUUUUAAUGCUUUAUUAGCCAGGGUUUCAAAACAGUCAGUUAGCUCAUUGUUUAAAGGCUCAAUAAUGCAAUAUAAAAGUAUUGGAAUGGGGCCCAUGCAAUAUAUAUAAUAGUACACGACUAAGGCACUGAAAUGUGUUUUGUGUUUACCCUUGUGAUACUUUAUGACUCAGAGCACCUUUAUGUGUUUGAUCAAAUAAGUGUGAAGAAUGUGGAGCAUAUGGGAAUUUGAAGGGUCUAAUAGUUGCAUGUAUGGGAUUGUGUGACUUUCUUUCUUAGAAUGACUAAUGUCAGCCUUUUUUACACAAAUAUUCAGAAAAAUGUUAUGCAGUGGAAAGCCAAGCUGCUUGUUUUAUGCUAUGACUGUUGGUAAAGCGCAAGUUCUGGGCAUCUUAUCCCUUUACAUGUAUUAUAAACAAUGCAGCAGCCAAAAGAGGUGUCACCUCUCCCCUCAUUUCCCUAUGAGGAGCACUGUUAGGCUGUUGUGAAGCACAAUGCUGGUAUUUGCACUGUUUUCAUCUUGUAUGCGUUUACAGUUCUUGAGAAGGAGUCAGCUGAGCUCAGUAUUAACCUACUUCGUGGGCUGGUUUUAGAAAAAGGGUUGCUUGAAAUUAGACCAAAAAAGGAAGCAUCUGGGGGGGAUUUAAAAACUUGAAGUCUUGGAGUGUGCUCUGUUUGUGUCUUUGAAUCUAUCCUACUGAAAGGAAAGGGGCAUAAUUCUGGUCUGCACUUCUGUUUUAUAUCCUGUCUACUUUUUUUAACUUCUUGUAUCAUUUCCAGCAAUUUAAUGAAAACAGUCUGAGCUGCAGGUUAUAUUUAGUUUGUUUUCUCUAGCUCUAAACAUCUAAGAGCCACUGACCCUUCUCUCAAGGUUUUGCAAUUUUAUUUUCAAACUUUGUUUACAAAAUAAUUAAAGAAUGACCCAUUGUUAUCUUUAAUUUUUGCUCUAUGAGGUUGUAAAAUAUUCAUGUAUGUUUGUCUCAGUGUGCAAUAUAUAAAUACAAGUACAUCAUUAUACUAUUACAAAGUACAUGAGCCAAAAAUUCAACAUACAGUGCAAGAAAACAUAAAUUUUGUUUGUACUUCCCAUUGACUUCAACUUUGGCACAACGCCAACCCAAGGCUAUAAAAACACAACCUUAUGCUUUGCUCUAAGCGUUGAUUCUUGUAGUGUAAGUUCAACCUUGAGCCCUAUUGCAAUAACUGAUACUGGAUAAUGUUUUUUUCUGUACAAAUUACAAAAAAAAAGUGGGUAUUUGAAAUGAUUGUGAGAUUUUUAGUGUAAAUACUGUGUUUUUAAGUAACUGUAAUUGCUGGUGUAUCGGUCAGUGAAAGUAGAAGAGACAACCAUUUAUUUCCACAGUUUAAAUCAGUACAGCUGUGUAGAGGAACCUUGGUGCUUUCAAUAUUUCUGUUUUCAUUUUAGUGCAUUUUCAUGUGAUUUUUUUUUUCUCUGAUUUUGUCUCUGAAAUGUUUAUGAUCAAAGAUACUUGUGAAAAUCAUGUGAAUCCAAAAAGUCAACUUUUCCACUUCCUCAACGAGUUUACAAAGGGCUUCAUAACAUAAUUAUUCCCUCGUUAUACAAUAAGUAUCACAGUUCUUCUAUCAAAGUUGAUCCAAAAGGAUUUAUAGGGUUUUCAUAACUUGACACAUGUUAGAAAUAAACUGUCUUAAAGCCAUGUUACAUUAGAACCUGCAUGAGAGUGGUAUGUAUUUUCAGCCCACCUGUUGUCACCCAUUCCUGAAAACUGAGUGUUUUUUCAUGUUAAUUCAUGUUCUCCAUUCGACACUGAGAAAUAAAAGCAGUCAGACUGCAGUUGAAGUGA